CCGCGCCUCUUGGAGCUGGUGCUUGGAAGCACCCGAGGACCUAGUUGAGGAAGAGUCCAGCACGGGCUGGAGUGGCUUCUCCCGGGCCACCACUGAGUACUAGCUUUCCUUUCGGAAGCCUCGGAGUCGGAGCGACCAUGCAAACGGGGUAAAGAUAUUUCCAUCAUGGCUCAUUCAAAGACAAGGACCAAUGAUGGAAAAAUUACCUAUCCUCCUGGUGUCAAGGAAAUCUCAGAUAAAAUAUCUAAAGAGGAAAUGGUGAGACGGUUAAAGAUGGUUGUGAAAACUUUCAUGGAUAUGGACCAGGACUCUGAAGAAGAAAAGGAGCUCUAUUUAAACCUAGCUUUACAUCUUGCUUCAGAUUUUUUCCUCAAGCAUCCUGAUAAAGAUGUUCGAUUACUGGUAGCCUGCUGCCUUGCUGAUAUUUUUAGGAUUUAUGCUCCUGAAGCUCCUUACACAUCCCCUGAUAAAUUAAAGGAUAUAUUUAUGUUUAUAACAAGGCAGUUGAAGGGGCUAGAGGAUACAAAGAGCCCACAGUUCAAUAGGUAUUUUUAUUUACUUGAGAACAUUGCUUGGGUCAAGUCAUAUAACAUAUGCUUUGAGUUGGAAGACAGCAAUGAAAUUUUUACCCAAUUAUACAGAACAUUAUUUUCAGUUAUAAACAAUGGCCACAAUCAGAAAGUUCAUAUGCAUAUGGUGGAUCUCAUGAGUUCUAUUAUUUGUGAAGGUGAUACAGUAUCUCAGGAGCUUUUGGAUACAGUUUUGGUAAAUCUGGUACCUGCCCAUAAGAAUUUAAACAAGCAAGCAUAUGAUUUGGCAAAGGCUUUACUGAAGAGGACAGCUCAAGCUAUUGAACCAUAUAUUACCAAUUUUUUUAAUCAGGUUCUGAUGCUUGGGAAAACAUCUAUCAGCGAUUUGUCAGAGCAUGUCUUUGACUUAAUUUUGGAGCUCUAUAAUAUUGAUAGUCAUUUGCUGCUGUCAGUUUUACCCCAGCUUGAAUUUAAAUUGAAGAGCAAUGAUAAUGAGGAACGCCUUCAAGUUGUUAAACUACUGGCAAAAAUGUUUGGGGCAAAGGAUUCAGAAUUGGCUUCUCAAAACAAACCACUUUGGCAGUGUUACUUGGGCAGGUUUAAUGAUAUCCAUGUACCAAUCCGCCUGGAAUGUGUGAAAUUUGCUAGCCAUUGUCUCAUGAACCAUCCUGAUUUAGCAAAGGACUUAACAGAGUAUCUUAAAGUGAGGUCACAUGACCCUGAGGAAGCUAUUAGACAUGAUGUUAUUGUGUCUAUAGUUACAGCUGCUAAAAAGGAUAUUCUUCUGGUCAAUGAUCACUUACUUAAUUUUGUCAGAGAGAGAACAUUAGACAAACGGUGGAGAGUGCGCAAAGAAGCCAUGAUGGGACUUGCCCAGAUCUAUAAGAAAUACGCUUUACAAUCAGCAGCUGGGAAAGAUGCUGCAAAACAGAUUUCAUGGAUCAAAGACAAAUUGCUACAUAUAUAUUACCAAAAUAGUAUUGAUGAUAGAUUGCUUGUUGAACGGAUCUUUGCUCAAUACAUGGUCCCCCACAAUUUGGAAACUACAGAACGGAUGAAAUGCUUAUAUUAUUUGUAUGCCACACUGGAUUUAAAUGCUGUGAAAGCACUGAAUGAAAUGUGGAAAUGUCAGAAUCUGCUCCGACAUCAAGUAAAGGAUUUGCUUGACUUAAUUAAGCAACCCAAAACAGAUGCCAGUGUCAAGGCCAUAUUUUCAAAAGUGAUGGUUAUUACAAGAAAUUUGCCAGAUCCUGGUAAGGCUCAGGAUUUCAUGAAGAAAUUCACACAGGUGUUAGAAGAUGAUGAGAAAAUAAGAAAACAGUUAGAAGUACUUGUUAGUCCAACGUGCUCCUGCAAACAGGCUGAAGGUUGUGUGCGUGAAAUAACUAAGAAGUUGGGCAACCCCAAACAGCCUACAAAUCCUUUUCUGGAAAUGAUCAAGUUUCUCUUGGAGAGGAUAGCACCUGUGCACAUAGAUACUGAAUCUAUCAGUGCUCUUAUAAAGCAAGUGAACAAAUCAAUAGAUGGAACAGCAGAUGAUGAAGAUGAGGGUGUUCCAACUGAUCAAGCCAUCAGGGCAGGUCUUGAACUGCUUAAGGUACUCUCAUUUACACAUCCCAUCUCAUUUCAUUCUGCUGAAACAUUUGAAUCUCUCCUGGCUUGUCUGAAAAUGGAUGAUGAAAAAGUAGCAGAAGCUGCACUCCAAAUUUUCAAAAACACAGGAAGCAAAAUUGAAGAGGAUUUCCCACACAUCAGAUCAGCUUUGCUUCCUGUUUUACAUCACAAAUCUAAAAAAGGACCCCCCCGUCAAGCCAAAUAUGCUAUUCAUUGUAUCCAUGCAAUAUUUUCUAGUAAAGAGACACAGUUUGCACAGAUAUUUGAGCCUCUGCAUAAGAGCCUGGAUCCAAGCAACCUGGAACAUCUCAUAACACCGCUGGUUACUAUUGGUCAUAUUGCUCUCCUUGCACCGGAUCAGUUUGCUGCUCCUUUGAAGUCUUUGGUAGCUACUUUCAUUGUGAAAGAUCUUCUCAUGAAUGAUCGGCUUCCAGGAAAAAAGACAACUAAGCUUUGGGUUCCAGAUGAAGAAGUUUCACCUGAGACAAUGGUCAAAAUUCAGGCUAUUAAAAUGAUGGUUCGAUGGCUACUUGGAAUGAAAAAUAAUCACAGUAAAUCAGGAACUUCUACUUUAAGAUUGCUCACAACAAUACUGCAUAGUGAUGGAGACUUGACGGAACAGGGGAAAAUUAGUAAACCAGAUAUGUCACGUCUGAGACUUGCUGCUGGGAGUGCUAUUGUGAAGCUGGCACAGGAACCCUGUUAUCAUGAAAUUAUCACAUUAGAACAAUAUCAGCUAUGUGCUUUAGCUAUCAAUGAUGAAUGCUAUCAAGUAAGACAAGUGUUUGCUCAGAAACUGCACAAAGGUCUUUCCCGAUUACGGCUUCCACUUGAGUAUAUGGCAAUUUGUGCACUUUGUGCAAAAGAUCCUGUAAAAGAAAGAAGAGCUCAUGCCAGGCAGUGUCUGGUAAAAAAUAUCAAUGUGAGACGCGAGUAUCUGAAACAGCAUGCAGCUGUUAGUGAAAAAUUAUUGUCUCUUCUACCCGAGUAUGUUGUUCCAUAUACAAUUCACCUUUUGGCACAUGACCCAGAUUAUGUCAAAGUACAGGAUAUUGAACAACUUAAAGAUGUUAAAGAGUGUCUUUGGUUUGUUCUGGAAAUAUUAAUGGCUAAAAAUGAAAAUAACAGUCAUGCAUUUAUCAGAAAGAUGGUAGAAAAUAUUAAACAAACAAAAGAUGCUCAAGGACCAGAUGAUGCAAAAAUGAAUGAAAAACUGUAUACUGUGUGUGAUGUUGCCAUGAAUAUCAUCAUGUCAAAAAGCACCACCUAUAGUUUGGAAUCUCCUAAAGACCCAGUACUGCCAGCUCGUUUUUUCACCCAACCUGACAAGAACUUCAGUAACACCAAAAAUUAUCUGCCUCCAGAAAUGAAAUCGUUUUUCACUCCUGGAAAACCUAAAACAACCAAUGUUCUAGGAGCUGUUAAUAAGCCGCUUUCAUCAGCAGGCAAACAAUCUCAGACAAAAUCAUCACGAAUGGAAACUGUAAGCAAUGCAAGCAGCAGCUCAAAUCCAAGCUCUCCUGGAAGAAUAAAAGGAAGGCUUGAUAGUUCUGAAAUGGAUCACAGUGAAAAUGAAGAUUACACAAUGUCUUCACCUUUGCCGGGGAAAAAAAGUGACAAGAGAGACGACUCUGAUCUUGUAAGGUCUGAAUUGGACAAACCUAGAAGCCGGAAAAAAACACCUGUAACAGAUUCAGAGGAGAAAUUAGGGAUGGAUGACCUGACUAAGUUGGUACAGGAACAGAAACCUAAAGGCAGUCAGCGUGGAAGGAAGAGAGGCCAUACGGCUUCAGAAUCAGACGAACAGCAGUGGCCUGAGGAAAAGAGGCUCAAAGAAGAUAUAUUAGAAAAUGAGGAUGAACAGAAUAGUCCACCAAAAAAAGGUAAAAGAGGCCGACCACCAAAACCUCCUGGUGGAAGUACACCCAAAGAAGAGCCAACCAUGAAAACUUGUAAAAAAGGAAGCAAAAAAAAACCUGGACCUUCAACAGCAGAAGCAGAGGAAGAAGAAGAAAGACAAAGCGGAAGCACAGAGCAGAAGUCAAAGAGUAAACAGCACCGAACUUCAAGGAGAGCACAGCAGAGCAGAGCAGAAUCUCCUGAAACUAGUGCAGUUGAAUCCACACAAUCCACACCACAGAAAGGACGAGGAAGACCAUCAAAAACGCCAUCACCAUCACAACCCCCCAAAAAUGUCCGUGUAGGACGCUCCAAACAAGCUGCUACUAAAGAAAAUGAUUCAAGUGAAGAAGUAGAUGUGUUUCAGGGUAGCUCUCCUGUCGAUGAUAAUCCACAGGAAGAAACAGAGGAAGAAGAAGUUUCUGCAGUAAAUGUACGGCGGCGAAGUUCUAAAAGAGAAAGGCGAUGAACAAAUGUCAUUAAUAACUUUCUAUGUGAAAGCUUUGAAAAAAUAAUUUUUUGUCAAGCUUCAGGCUGAGUAAAGCCUUUGAUGCACAAAAUGGGACUGCUGAAGAGUGGACAGUUGGACCUUACUCUGAUGACCUCAUGUAUUUGUGGUCACAUGCUUUAGCCACGCGCACGGUGAUAACAUUGACUGGAGUCUUGUGAAAAAGUCUAAUGUGCGAUGGCUAUGUAGACAUAAAGAAGAAACUUGUAAAUAUGUUUUUUCUUCUUCUUCUUCUUUUUUUUUUUUUUUUAAUGUUUCUGACUUCUAAAGUGCUUGUAUAGCUUUUAUCUGCGGCUUUAAACUGACAGUACCCAGCUGUUUAUUGGAUCUAUUGAUUUGAAAAGAGUUCGUUAGGAUAGAUCUUAAGCAGUAAUCUGUCAGUGUUUGAAUUUGUAUUCUCUGCAGUUUUACUGUGAAAAUUUUUUUUCAACAAAUGGUGUCAGUUUCUUGAUGUCACAAUUUGUUGGAGAGUUAAAAUGAUCUCUUUCCCUUGUGUAUCUUACCUAGUGUUUACUCCUGGGCACCCUUAAUCUUCAGAGGUGCUAAAUUGUCUGCCAUUACACCUGAACAAUGCCUCUGAUGGGAGGACGCCACGCAAACUGUGGAAUAGUCCUGAAGUUGUUUGAUUAUUUUACACCUCAGUAUUGGUCCCAGAAUUUUCUGGCCUUUCAUGGCAAGGAAAAUUUUAAAAAGAGAUUUAAAAUAUUAUAAUUUUAAAGAGUGUGUUAUAAAAUAAUGUACUGAAUUCUUUAUCCCAUUUUAUCAUCCCUUUUCAGUUUUUA
Molecule: messenger RNA, 5333 nt
Organism: Mesoplodon densirostris (Blainville's beaked whale)
Lineage: Eukaryota; Metazoa; Chordata; Mammalia; Artiodactyla; Ziphiidae
Gene: PDS5B
Product: PDS5 cohesin associated factor B
Exons: 35
Coding region: 166-4512 (1448 amino acids)
Biological process (GO): DNA repair; mitotic sister chromatid cohesion
Cellular component (GO): nucleus; chromatin
Source: RefSeq, a predicted model, not a curated record